Sorex araneus (European shrew) is the source of this 1524-nucleotide messenger RNA. RefSeq names its product transmembrane and ubiquitin like domain containing 1 (gene TMUB1). The transcript is spliced from 3 exons. Lineage: Eukaryota; Metazoa; Chordata; Mammalia; Eulipotyphla; Soricidae. The coding region runs from base 347 to 1090 and encodes 247 amino acids. Gene Ontology annotation, molecular function: protein binding. The record is from RefSeq and is a predicted model, not a curated record.
CGGGUGCCGACGCGGGAGGAGGCGGAUCCGGCUGCCGCCCACUUCUCAGGGGGUUACGACAGCGCCGCCGCCCGCCCCCGCCGGCCCCUGGCGACUCGCGGGCACCGGGACCCGCCUGGCGAGACCCACACGUGGGCCCGCGCGGCGGGGGGCGGGGGCGGGCGCGGCGCCCCGCGCAGGACUACAAGUCCCACAAUGCCCCGCGCGGCGGCGGCGGCGGCAGCGGCGGCGGGGGGCGCUUUCAGGUGUCUGCGACCUCGGCGCCUCCCGUCCGGAAGUGCCCGAGGGUCCGCGAUGGAGCCGGCGGAGCGGGGCGCUCGGUAGCACGGCGGGCACGGCGGCUGCCAUGGCCCUGAUUGAAGGGGUGGGAGAUGAGGUGACCCUCCUGUUCGCCGUGCUCGCCUGCCUCCUGGUGCUGGCCCUGGCCUGGGUCUCCACCCACACCGCCGAGGGCGCCGCCCCGCCGCCCCAGCCGGCAGGACCCCCCGCCGCGGCUCAACCCACCGAAGCCAUGGAGGUCUCCGACGCGCUCAGCGGGGAGGCGCGGAGAGCUGAGACCCCCAGCCUGAGACAUCGCGGCGGCCCCGCGGUGCAGCCAGACCCCGGCGACGGGCCGCCAGCAACACCCCCGCCCCCGGACGCCCCCCAAGAGCCCCUGGUGCUCCGGCUGAAGUUCCUCAACGAUUCAGAGCAGGUGGCCAGGGCCUGGCCUCACGACACCAUCGGCUCCUUGAAAAGGACCCAGUUUCCCGGCCGCGAGCAGCAGGUUCGGCUCAUCUACCAAGGGCAGCUGCUCAGAGACGACAGCCAGACCCUGGGCAGCCUGCACCUGCCGCCCAACUGCGUCCUCCACUGCCACGUGUCCACGCGCGCCGGGCCGGCGCAGCCGCCCUGCCCGCCCGGCGCGGAGCCGAGCCCGUCGGGGCUGGAGAUCGGCAGCCUGCUCCUGCCGCUGCUGCUGCUGCUGCUGCUGGUGCUGUGGUACUGCCAGAUCCAGUACCGGCCCUUCUUCCCGCUCACCGCCACGCUGGGGCUGGCGGGCUUCACGCUGCUGCUCAGCCUGCUGGCCUUCGCCAUGUACCGCCCCUAGUGCCUCCGCGGGCCCCGGGCCCCGGCUCCCCGCGCCGCGCCGGCCGCUGCUGCCUGCCCCGGCGGGCCUCCCGGGCCUGCCUCUUCCCGCUGCCCUGGAGCCCGGCGCUGCGCCGCAGAGCGCCCCGGGGGUCGGCCGCCGCCCCUCCCGGCGCCCCCCGGGGCUCGGGGCCGCCUCCCCGGGCGGCAGCUGGCCCGCAGGCGCCCCUGGCAGCGGCCUCGUCGGGGUCCGGCAGCUGCUGCCGCUGCCUGGGGCCUGGGCAGAGCCGGCCCGUGCCCCUGGGCCCGUCCUAGCGCCCUGCCGGGGGCCGCGGCCACCUCCCGGCCCCCCGAACUCCUCGGGCCGGUGCGGGGACCCAGAGACGCGGGGGCGUGCAGGGAGGUGGCGGGGCGCUCUCUGGAACCCGGGCAGAUUAAAUGACUGUGAACUUUUCA